UGUUGCUCAACCUACUACUCUUUCACACUUGCCAAGUAGCCUUUGACUCUCAGACUUCAAACUGUAGUGGUGACAGUGAUGUUUCUGCCCAAGGCAUGAAUCUGGUGAUAAGGGAGCACGUGACUCGAUAACAUCCCACUAUCGCGAAAUUUUGAUUUUUUGAUCUCCGAAAGAGACUUGGAAAGAGAGAGACAGAGCAGAUUAGACAGUCAAGAUUUUAGGGCAUCGAUAAUAACAGACCAACAAGAUGCCUCCUCGCAAGCAGUGGAUUGAUAAGAAAAAUGCCACCACAUACCAGCUCUUUCACCGAUCUCAAAAUGAUCCUUUAAUUCACGACCCUGAAGCCGACGAUCGUAUCCUGCAUCCUGUGUCUGGGCCGUCGCUUCCAAUCUCAGAAGGCAAGAAGCGCAGCAAAAAUCUUUCGGAUCUGAGCAGCGAGUUCGGAUCAGACUCCGUUCGGCACAAUGAGGGUGAAGCUGCGACUUAUGGCAUCUACUUCGAUGACACGAAAUAUGACUACAUGCAGCACUUGCGAGAGCUGGGAACAGGUGGCGGUGAGUCGUACUUUGUGGAGGCUACGAGCAAGGGAAAGAGCAAGGCCAAGGGGAUGAAGCUGGAAGAUGCCCUGAAGCAACAAAUGACUCUGGAUGAUACGAGGAGCGAGUUUGGCGCCGGCAGUGUCUACGGAUCUGAAUAUACUUCGGACCUGCGCUCGACCACUUCCUCAUACUCUCGCAAACCGACAUACCAGGACCAACAGGAUGUCCCCGAUGCGAUUGCAGGUUUCAAGCCUGACAUGGAUCCCCGUCUUCGUGAAGUGCUCGAGGCGCUUGAGGACGAAGAAUAUGUCGAUCCGGAUGAUGAGGAGGAUGUGUUUGGCAAGUUGACCGACCAUGCGGAGGAGCUGGAUCCAGGCGAGUGGGAGGACGCACUGUUUGACGAAGAAGACGUAGACGACGGCUGGGAGUCUGAUGCGACAGAAAAAGCACCCGUGCAGAUGAACACUACAGAGGCCAAAGCGGACCAGGGCGGUGUUCCUCUUCCUCCAAGAUCAGACGACCAGGAGCCUGGAGAGCUGCCAAGCCACGACGCACCCGCCCCAGACAUGGACCCUGAGGGCCAGGGGUGGAUGCGUGAGUUCGCCAAGUUCAAGAAGGACGCCAAAGUGAAAGCCGCACCAGUAGCGCCGCCAAGUAUCGUUCCUUCGGAGCAGCGCAGCACUCUCGCUUCCACCAUCUUCACCAAGCGUAAGGGCGCUCUCACCAACCCCUCCGCGUACUCUAUGACAUCGUCUGCCCUGGCCCGUACCGAAGGCCACCGACUCCUUGACGACCGAUUCGACAGGAUAGAGGCGCUCUAUGCCCUCGACGAGGAAGGCGAGGAGUACGACGAUAACAUGUCCAUGGUCAGUGGUAUGACUGGCAUGACUGGUAUGACCGGAAUGACUGGCAUCUCCACCGCUUCAUCGCAGGCACCCAGCCUCAUUGACGCCAACGGGCGCGAGGUAGCCCCGCGACACAACUUCAAUGAGGUCAUGGACGACUUCCUUGCCGGGUGGGAUGAUAAGACGAGCGCCCAGGCGAAGCGUAAGGGCGCCAAGGCUAAGAGAGGCAAAAACGGCAACGAGGCCAUUGGAAUCAAGAUGUUGGAGGAGAUCCGACAAGGUCUUGGGCCCGCCAGGGUGCCAGGAAAAGUCUCUGGCCGGGCAUAAUUUUCCUUCAACGAACUGCGACGAUGCAUCUUCAUUUUCUCCAGCUAAAAGCUUUGGCAUUGGGCGUUUCGGGUUCAUUUUUAGCAUAUCCACACGUUAUUUCAUGAAUGAAGUAUGAUGCGUUUUC
This is a messenger RNA of Aspergillus novofumigatus IBT 16806, 1838 nucleotides long. RefSeq names its product ribosome biogenesis protein LTV1. Gene Ontology annotation, biological process: ribosomal small subunit export from nucleus; ribosomal small subunit biogenesis. Lineage: Eukaryota; Fungi; Ascomycota; Eurotiomycetes; Eurotiales; Aspergillaceae. Gene Ontology annotation, cellular component: cytosol; preribosome, small subunit precursor; nucleus. The transcript has 3 exons. The record is from RefSeq and is a predicted model, not a curated record. Bases 248 to 1711 code for a protein of 487 amino acids.